This is a messenger RNA of Pedinophyceae sp. YPF-701, 615 nucleotides long. The record is from the annotation of a GenBank genome assembly. NCBI's taxonomy places the organism in Eukaryota, Viridiplantae, Chlorophyta, Pedinophyceae.
AUGGACCCGUUCAGUAUAGCUGAGGGCGAUUUCCCGCCGAGGAAGUCCGCGGAGUACUCGAAUCCCCUGAAGCAGCUCACGGAGAUGCUUCGCAAGGACUUCUCUGUCGCCCUCUCGGACGACGAAGACGGCCCCGGCGCCGCGCGGAAGCGCACGACAGACGAGGCGCCUGCGCGCACGUCCGACGACGGCCCGCGGACGUCCCAGGCGGCCACCGAGCGCGAAUUCUGCCAAGUGAGCAGAGCGGAGGGGGAGUCCGGUCGGACGUACGCGACCGAGGUGAUGGAGGCGCCCGAGGACGACGAGGAGAGCGCGGAGGGGUCGUCGCGGCACGACAGGCUCGCGGCGCGGUUUUACGCCGCGAACCGCAACGCGGCGCCGGCGGUGCGGGGCGCGCCCGUGGUGAUCCGCGCGGACUCGAUGAAGCAGGAGAAGGCGACGUCGCCGAGCGCGAUCGGCGUGGUGCGCUCGCGGCUGACCAAGGCCGCGUCCGUCGUCGAGCGGGACGGCCCGGGGUCGCCGCGCUCGCCACGCGUGCAGGGGAAGCUGUUCCGCGCCGCGAGCUGCCGGUACGGCACCGAGGCGCAGAUCAUGCGGUCCAUCUCGAAGAAGUAG